CUUUACGCAGGCUGGCUUGAUAUGGUGUGCUGCUGUUGCUGCUGGUAGUGUUUUAAAUUUUGGACUCAGUUUUGCAAAUUUUUUUCCAAAUCCGUCCGCCAUAGUUUAGUUUUCCAUCGGCGAGGUUUUUCCCACAUUCCGAACGUUUUCCGCUUUGCGCAUCAUCAAUAUCAGUCUCCGUCUGCAAACAUAGAAUAGUGUCUGUGCGUCGUAUGUGUGUGUGUGUGUGUGUGUGUGCACGACCGUUCCAUUGUGUGCGUUCGUGCGUUAGAGGUUUUGUGCCUGUGUUUACAGCGGACGGUUUUGUGGCAGGACUCACGCAGAGACACACAACAACAAGGGGCCAUGCGAAGAAGCAAUAGGUGAAGGUGGAAAACAAAAACGCGUUUUCCAUACCGAACAACCAAAUUGGUGCGAGAGAGAAAAGACUUACAAUCGAAGUGGCAAUAAACCAGAAGGUGAAUCCGUGUAAAAGUGCUAGUAAAACAAUAUCAAAAAAAAAUCCGCGAAGGAAAGUGUUGGAAAGCUCGGCGUAUGCGUGCGUGUGCGGUGUUCCGCGUGCGGGUCCGGUCGGUUGGAAGAAGUAAAAAAAGCAAACAGUUACAGACACACAUAAACGCAGGCUGGGUAGUAUAAGCGCUUAGUAAACGCCUUUGCUGCAAAGUGUGUUUUGCUUGUGUGCGUGGGUGUCCUAGCCGAGUGUGUUGCAAGCUUGUCAGUGUGUGCGGUGCGUGCGGACGCGCGUGUGCCUGCGUGUGUAUGCGUAUGUAAGAAGAAGAGGCUGACGCAGCCCCACAUUAUCCCCUCCAACCUCCCCCCCAAAAAUCCUCCCAUUCAUCCACCUUCACACACACACACACACGUCACGUUGCAGCCGUAAUUCCUUUUCUGUGUGCAAAGGAAGAGACUUUUAAAGCAGUGAGCGCCAAAAACCAACACCACAGCAAGGAUGUCGGGCGUACGGGAAAUACCGGCGGAGGAUAGCAUCAAGGUGGUGUGCCGUUUUCGGCCACUGAACGACAGUGAGGAGCUCGCAGGGUCAAAGUUCGUCGUGAAGUUCCCAUCCGGACCGGAGGAAAACUGUCUCUCGAUCGGGGGCAAGGUGUACCUGUUCGACAAAGUGUUCAAACCGAACGCGACACAGGAAAAGGUGUACAAUGAGGCGGCAAAGUCGAUCGUGUCGGAUGUGCUGGCCGGUUACAACGGCACCAUCUUCGCGUACGGUCAAACAUCGUCCGGUAAGACGCACACGAUGGAAGGUGUGAUCGGUGACCCGGCGAAGCAGGGUAUCAUCCCGCGUAUCGUGAACGACAUCUUCAACCACAUCUACACGAUGGAGAUGAACAUCGAGUUCCACAUCAAGGUGUCGUACUAUGAAAUUUACAUGGACAAGAUCCGCGAUCUGCUGGACGUGUCGAAGGUGAACCUGAGCGUGCACGAGGACAAGAACCGGGUGCCGUACGUAAAGGGUGCAUCCGAGCGGUUCGUCUCGAGCCCGGAGGAGGUGUUCGAGGUGAUCGAGGAGGGCAAAUCGAAUCGCCACAUUGCGGUUACCAACAUGAACGAACACUCGUCCCGCUCGCACUCGGUGUUUCUCAUUAACGUAAAGCAGGAAAACAUGGAGAACGAGAAGAAGCUGUCCGGCAAGCUGUAUCUCGUCGAUUUGGCCGGUUCCGAGAAGGUGUCGAAAACGGGCGCAGAAGGUACGGUGCUGGAUGAGGCGAAAAACAUUAACAAAUCGCUGUCGGCGCUUGGCAAUGUGAUCUCGGCCCUGGCGGACGGCAACAAAACUCACAUCCCGUACCGUGACUCGAAGCUAACGCGUAUCCUGCAGGAAUCGCUCGGUGGUAAUGCACGCACGACCAUCGUCAUCUGUUGUUCGCCCGCUAGUUUUAACGAGUCGGAAACGAAGUCAACGCUAGAUUUUGGGCGCAGAGCAAAGACGGUAAAGAAUGUGGUAUGCGUGAACGAGGAGUUGACCGCGGAAGAAUGGAAGCGACGAUACGAGCGGGAGAAGGAGAAGAACACGAAGCUGAAGGGCAAGAUCGAGAAGCUAGAAGCGGAACUGGCACGAUGGCGGGCCGGGGAAACAGUCAACGUGGAGGAACAGCUCGAUCUGCAGCAGGACGCGAUGGAGGCGAGUACACCAAACGUGGAGGUGCUGUUGGGCCAACCGGCCGAUCUACCCGUACCGGCGACACCGGGUGGUGGCGGUCUGCCGCUGUCGGCCGAACGCGAUACACUCGAGGUUGAGCGAGAACGUCUAUACCAGCAGCUGGAUGAGAAGGAUGAGGAAAUCAACCAGCAGUCGCAGUACGUGGAGAAGCUGAAGGAGCAAAUCAUCGACCAGGAAGAGCUGAUCGCGAAUACGCGCCGCGACUACGAGAACCUGCAAUCGGAGAUGACGCGCAUACAGCAGGAGAACGAGAAUGCGAAGGAGGAGGUGAAGGAGGUGCUGCAGGCACUCGAGGAGCUGGCCGUCAACUACGACCAGAAGUCGCAGGAGAUCGAGCUGAAGAACAAGGAGGUCGACACAGUGAACGAAGAAUUGCAGCAAAAGCAGGCAACACUCAACACCGUCCAGUCGGAGCUGCAACAGCUGAAGGACAUGUCAUCGCACCAGAAGAAGCGCAUCAACGAGAUGCUGACCAACCUGUUGCGCGAUCUGUCCGAGGUCGGGCAGGCACUUGCCGCCGACCAGAACGAGAUGAAGAUGAACGUGGAGGCGUCCGCCGGCAAGGUGGAGGAAGAGUUCACCGUCGCCCGGCUCUACAUCAGCAAGAUGAAAUCGGAGGCGAAGAACCUGUCCGCCCGGUGCGCCAAUCUCGAAACGCUGCAGCAGGAAACCUGCCGAAAGGUGGGCGAUUACGAGAAGGAGCUGAGCGAGUGCCGGUUGCUGAUUUCGCAGCACAAAGCGCGGAUGAACUCGCUGCAGGAGUCGAUGCGCGAGGCGGAGAACAAGAAGCGCACGCUCGAGGAAAAUAUCGACGCGCUGCGCGAGGAGUGUGCAAAGUUGAAGGCGGCCGAACAGGUAUCGGCAGUAAACGCGGAGGAGAAGCAGCGUGCCGACCAGCUGAAGGUGGCAUUCGAGAGCCAGAUGGACCAGUUGCGCGAUGUGCACACCAAGCAGGUGUCGGCACUGCGCGACGAAAUCUCCGAGAAGCAGGAGCUAAUCAACGAACUGAAGGACACCAACCAGAAGCUGACGCUUGCCCACCAGCAGAUGACGGCCGACUACGAGAAGCUAAAGCAGGAGGAGCAGGAAAAGUCGUCCAAACUGCAGACGCUCAUGUCAGUAUCACCUUCCCUACACUCGCUUCUACUAACACCGCAACAGCAUACCUUCCAUCACCAUCACCCAUCUAAUCUUGAUUCGAACAAGCUCCUAGAACAGCAACAGCAACAGCAGCAGUAUCACGAAAAGCAGCCUGAUUGGUUUGCACUGGAAGCGGAUUCGCUUCCCACCAAGCACUCUCCUUCAUCUACCGGUUCCCAUUCCGGUCUAGCGUCACCAGUUUCCUCCAACCUUGGCCACUUGGGUGGUCCGGCUCAGACCGCUUCGUUAGUGCGCCUGCUGCAUGCGGUCCUCAGUGAGGAUGAGCAGCAGCAGCAGCAGCAGUGUAGGGCACCGGUAACAAACAGCGCCGCAGUCUCUUCCACCUCUCCCUCCCAUCCGGGCGGUCAGCGUCUGUCAAAGCGGGACAAAAACCGUGCAAAUGAAGAGAAUGCCAAACUAACGCCGUCGUCCACACCGGAACGGCACCAACCGCAACAACAGCCACGAAAGCGUACCGCUAAAUCACGCCGCGUGCUUAACUUCCGGGCGAAGCGAGACGACGAGCGAGAAACGCCUGGUUUGGCGGCGGCAGUAUCGAACCCUUCCCGGCAGCAGCACGGCCAGUCGCAACCCCGUUGCCGUUCGGCCGAUUCCUCCCCCGCGCCGUGCAUCGGCACGGAGCUGGAAAGUGUGUGCGGUUGGCCGGGCCGACUGAUAAGCUCACUGCUGCCGAAGGGCAUGCCAACGCUCCAGCUGCAUCUGCUCAUUUCCCUCACGAUGGUGCUCCUAACGCACCGCUGCCCGCAGUUUAUGCUGGUGCUGUAAAUGGAACCGAUCGUUUUCUCAUUUCCGUAUCGUCCUCUGAUCAUUGUUCUAAUAGUAACUCGUUCAUUUUUUUUCUUUGGUGCGUGUCCUCAAUUUGUUUCCUCGAGUUGUGCUUCAAGUAGCUCUAGUUGUGGGGUUGUUGUAACAUUGCGUUUCGAUGAACUUGGCAUUCCUUGCGGAAUUAUCAGUAUUAGCUCCAAAGAGUCUUCUAAUCCCCUACUAGUAGAGCGUACCCAAUGUGUGCUCGUCACUAUGUUAAGGAACACUGGAUAAGUGCUUCACAACAAACAGUUCUAGCAAAUCUCUUGUGAAGCCUUAAAAAGCGCUUCUUUAUAGACAAAAGAUACCAAAGUUUAGUAUACAUUUAUUUUUAUUGAAUAGCCUUUGCAAUAUGAAAACGUUCCUUGCUUUACGUUUGCUGUCUGUACGUGUAGGAAAAGCAAAAAAAAACCUAGCUAGAUGUUUGUGAUAUUUUUUUGGAGUAUGUAGAUUUUUGUUUUAUAUUAUUUUUACUUCUUUAAAAAAAAUUUCUAGAAUAACGUGAAAGCUUAAAAUCGGAAAACCACCCUUUUAAGAAAGUUUCACAAAAGCGAUUGUUUUGAGGAAAAUUAUGGACAAUUUCGCACUGUUAAUUAGUUUAUUAAUCAUGGUCUGACCGGUACAAAGCUAGUCAGGGGGUUUGUAUAGAACGCUUACGUUCAUGUUUUCCCUUCGACUGUGAAGUGGAAAACCUUUGUUGAUGUAUAGGUUACGCCCCGGGUAAUGUUGUUGACUAUUGUGUAGUACUCGAAUACAAGCUCCAUCGGUUUAUGGUUUAUCUAUAAAAUCAGAUGUAGCUACGCAACUGUAUGAUACCGCUGUAUAAUUUGUUACGCUGCUCCACAAAACGCCUUUUUGCUUCUGUGAUAGCAAAAAAACCCAACCCCAAACCUACUCAUACGAAACUUUUUUUUUACCUAGCUACGAAAAAAGCUCUUUAUCUUAUCAUUAGAAAAUUAGGUUUGAUUAGAAUCUAGCUUUGGCAGACGCCUCGCUGCAAGAUACAUCGAUUCUUAUAUGUUUGCGUUAGUUUCAGUUUUUUUGUCUCUAAGCAUUAGUGAUGGGUAAAUUAUAAAUUUUGUAGGAGUCGGAUCGGUCCGACUCCGCCGCCAGCUCGAGUCGGAAUCACUACGACAAAAGUGAGCGGGGAAGAGCGGGGCGAUGGAUCGACUCCUGUUGAAUCUGGUCGAGUCUGAUUAACUCCAAUCGAGUCCAAUGGAGGUCGGACUCAUCCGGAAUCGAUCGGACCCAUUCGGACUCAUCCGGAUUCGAUCCAACUCGCCGAAGUCAAUUUUGAUUUUUAGUCGGAGUCGAAAUCAAUGUUUCAUACGAGGAGUCGGAGUGGUUUCCACUUCGGAUUAGACAUCACUACUAUGCAUAACACAUUUUUAUAAGUCCACUGCCUCAUUGACGCUUUCGAAUGUGUGUGUGUAUAUUGUUUUUUUUCUGUUUUUUGAGGAAAAAAGUAUUGAAAUCAGAAGGAUUAAAUGGAACAGAUUAAAUCUUGUAGCUGUACAAAAAGCAAAAUACGAAAGGCAAAAGAUCAGAAACAGAUGAUGUGAUAACGCAUAAACAUUUGUGUCCGGUGGAGGAGGGGCACCCAGUUAGAGCAUCUUCGUGACGUUCGCUUGCAGGCUGGUUGUUUAAGGUUAGGUUUAGGAAAGUCAACGCAAGGGAUCGUCCUUUGGCGUCAUGGCAAUAUUUGAAGAACUGUGAUAAACACCAAACAAAAAAACAAAACGGAACUCGCAAUGAAUAGUUCUCGAAACGAACCUUUUUUUGUGUAAUAAUAGCUAUCAUGUAAUGAUUUCGUCCCAACGCUCCCUAGCCUUUUCUUCGUUCCGUAUGGUUUAAUAUUUCUUAGUAUGUAAGAGUGCUGUUGCGGGAUGGCACCAUCACACCUACAGAAUCUGGUCAAUAGAACGUUCAGAUGAAAAUUUCCUCCUGAUGAUUGCUGAUGGUUUUUGUAGACCAAAAAAAGCAAGAUAGACAGAAAUAUUGAAGAAAAACCAAAACGCGUUUUAGAACCCGAAAUAAUUAGAGAAAACACGCAAGAAGACAGGUGUUAAAUGUUUGCCCAUAAUUGCACACUCUCGUGUACGUGAACGACGCCCUCUUUCUCAUACACGCCACACUCGAACUCUCGACAGUAACAACAUUCAUCAUCUACACACUUUCCUGUUUUCUACUUCGCUCUAACUAUAUUCUAGCCGUAUUCUAUCAUUACUAUUUCGCUCGCAGUGUGCAUUGAAUGUUUUCUUUUUAUUUUAUGUGUUUUUAGCGUUAACCCCCUUCCCGUUACACGUUAUGCGGUGUUACGUUAUUACGUUGUUUAAGCCGUUAUUUAGUAGCUUGUCAUUUUGCAUACUUAUUUAUCAACUUGUACACUGACCAGCUUGUAAGGAAACGUUUAUUUUUCUAUUUUGUUUCUUAGCUUUAAGCCCUUUUUUUUGUUUUCAGCCUUUUCUGUCGCUUGCAUUUGCGAACAUUCGCUUGAAGCUGUGGACGUGGCAGCAAUUCCCUCACUGUUUUGCCAGAUGAAUUGUUCGCUCUGAAACGCUAUUUAAUCAACCGACCCACCCCGGAGCCGGAGAAAGACGGUUGCGCAUAUUCGUGUGUUGCGUUGUGACAGAUUUGUGUUAUGAAGGCGAAAGGAAAGCUAAACCCGAAUGAAGGAAUGGGUUCAGUGCUUUCUUUGCUCAGUUAAGAUAAAAAAGGAUACACUUAUCACACGAACACAGCAAGGGUACGUGUAGUAUUUUAGAGCGAGAGAGACGAAAGGGUGAAAUAGGUAGUGAAAAGAUAAACGGAAAAUCGGUCACAAACUACCCGAAUAGGAGCGACAGGAUAUCGCAAUGUACCAUUUCAACAGGCUUCGGGGCGGCGAAUGCGUGUGUUUUUUUUUAUUUUGUUUUAGGUUGUUUUUUUCUAGCAGAUCCUGCAGGAUGCCCGUACGAUAAGCCCUUCAGUGGCCAAAUGUACUACAAGUCGUGAGAUCGAAUCAGAUCUGGAUGGAUGGCUUCCGAGAUACGAUAACUGGUCGUUAUGCCAGAGGAGAAGAAUAAGGUGCCUUAGAGUGGAGUACCUCCUCCAUUCCUACAUAUCGGCACUCGACGAUGAGGCGGCUUAAAGAUUUCCUCUACUACUCAGAUCCUUAAUAUGGACAGAGAUAGAUAAAGAGAGAGAAAAAAGUGAACAAAGAAGGAGAAAAAUGGAUGCUGCAGUGUUGUUGCUGGUUGCUGUUACUGGGGUGCUUGAAAGAUUACCCAUCAACCAUUUCUUUUUUCAUCUUACUAAACCGUAACCACGCAAAAAAAACCACCUUCAGUAAAACCCGCGAUGAGAACAUGUGUCUACUUCCGACGUGUAUUAUCGAUUUCCGAGACAAUUCCGGUAAUGAGAAUAUAGGGCGAGACAGAAGAGAGUAGCGUUUCGAGUAGAUCAGUAACAUAGUAACACCCGGUAGGUAACAGACCUGCAUUAGGGAUAACGCUAACAGAAAAAAAGGUACAGGAUGCACUGUAAAAACAAAAUUGCUCAGGAACACGAACAUGCGAUACGCGUCUUUCGGGGCGGGGGGGCGUUCCGGCCUUCGGCAUAACUUCGGGCGGUCUUCGGCGUAGCAUAACCUAACGUUACGUAACGCUUAAAGUAAGCAGUGUACAAACAAAACAACCAAAUCCAACCCGCCCCUAAGUAGAUGUUUACGUUUGUUCUCUCUUCUUCUUCCGUUUUGUAUGCCUGAUCAGUUUAUUUUAAUAACUCAUUAUACAUAUAUCUAUGUACCAUUCUUGCGUUUGAUGUACACCGUUUUUUUAGUUUAGUCAGCUUCGAAAGGAUAUAAAAAAAGUUCGGAUUUUUCUUUGGCUAGUUACGAACUGCAAACAGCUGUUUAAUCAGCAUGCACAAAAACCGCACCGCCACACACACUCACACACACAUAAACCAACAAUACAUACAUACACCAAGGACUCUGGACUACUUCCAAACGUACAGGAUCUCAUACAUAUACACAAAAUGUUCAUCAUCACUCUGUGGCUUUGUUGUCUACUGUUGUUAGACUAUUAUUUACUUAAUAGUGGUAACAUCUGACUCUGUAAGCUGUCAUCGCGCUAAUGAAGACUCUUUUGCUUCAUCUACCACACACAUAUCGUACGAAGAAGGUAAUUCGGGGCUUGUUACGUAUAUAUGAAUGUGUUUCUCUCCAAAUACUUCACUGCUAGUAGUAAACACUUGUUGACAGUAAAAGCAAAAGCGGCAGCUUAUAGAGACAAUAAUUGGAGCUAAUGAAGAGAGAGAGAGUAAGAGAGUGAGGGCAACACAUCUGUUCCCCCGGCGCAGGAUGAAAAUCAGUUGGAGAAUAGUUGUGUUUCUGGAACGUGUGUGUCUAAGGUCGCCAAGAUUUAGGGCAAAAAGGGUGUAACAGCUGUAAAGACGAUUUAGUUGAUAGGCUGCACUUUGGAUACAGUGCGUUCGUCAUGCGCAUAAACCAAAUUCGACGAAAAAUCCUAAAAAAAAAAAACGCAUGUUGUGUACAGUAUGUAAAUUAAGAGAGAGAUGAUCAUAUAUAUAUACAGUUAUUUAUAUACAUACAUGCAAACAUGGCAAGAAAUGUUCUACCGUAUGAAAUGUAAAAUGUAUUUUUUCUGCUAGUAAACGCCAAUAGUCGUCAGUGUAAGGACAAGCAAAUUGUAAUCAAUGAAUGACACUAAACGGUAACAAGCGAGUAAAAACGGAUGUCAAUCGGAAACGGAAAACACGUGAAACAAAGCAUUAAUUAAACAAACAAACAAACAAAAACACGGA
Anopheles funestus (African malaria mosquito) is the source of this 8947-nucleotide messenger RNA. It is a transcript of the gene Khc, whose product is annotated as kinesin heavy chain. The coding region runs from base 950 to 4102 and encodes 1050 amino acids. The record is from RefSeq and is a predicted model, not a curated record. Gene Ontology annotation, biological process: microtubule-based movement. The transcript is spliced from 5 exons. NCBI's taxonomy places the organism in Eukaryota, Metazoa, Arthropoda, Insecta, Diptera, Culicidae. Gene Ontology annotation, molecular function: microtubule binding; microtubule motor activity; ATP binding.